Messenger RNA from Aspergillus wentii DTO 134E9, 1555 nucleotides. RefSeq lists its product as uncharacterized. Gene Ontology annotation, biological process: autophagy; cytoplasm to vacuole targeting by the Cvt pathway. Gene Ontology annotation, cellular component: phagophore assembly site. NCBI's taxonomy places the organism in Eukaryota, Fungi, Ascomycota, Eurotiomycetes, Eurotiales, Aspergillaceae. The coding region runs from base 101 to 1156 and encodes 351 amino acids. Gene Ontology annotation, molecular function: phosphatidylinositol binding. The record is from RefSeq and is a predicted model, not a curated record. The transcript has a single exon.
UACCGUGCGCAGGCGCUUUACGGACUUUUUCUUUCUAUACAAGACGCUCUACCGGGAGUACCCUGCCUGCGCCGUUCCGCCGCUGCCGGACAAGCACAAGAUGGAAUAUGUGCGAGGAGAUAGGUUUGGAUCUGAGUUUACCACCAGACGGGCCUGGUCGUUGCACAGAUUCCUGAAACGCUUGACCUUGCAUCCUGUCCUUCGCCGAGCUCCCUUGCUGGCUAUCUUCUUGGAGUCCCCGGAUUGGAAUGCGCACAUGCGGCUGCGGUCGUCUCGCAACAACAGCACCUCCGACAGCAGUUCAACGACUGGCAUCUUUGACAACUUCACUGAUUCCUUUGUGAAUGCAUUUACCAAAGUCCAUAAACCGGACCGACGGUUCAUUGAGGUCCGGGAAAAGGCAGACAAACUGGAGGAGGACCUGAACCAUGUGGAGAAGAUCGUGGCCCGGGUUGCCCGUCGGGAAGCGGAUUUGGAGACCGACUACAACGAUCUUGCGACACAGUUUCGCAAGCUGGUACCGUUGGAGCCGGAUGUGGAGGUGCCGUUACAGGUUUUCGCUGCGUCGGUGGAGGAGACGGGGCGUGGACUCAAGACCCUCAAGGACCACACGGACCAGAACUACCUGGGCUCACUGCGCGACAUGACAUCCUACAUCACCUCCCUCAAGGCGCUUCUCAAGACGCGCGAGCAGAAGCAACUAGACUUUGAGGCUCUGGUUGACUACCGCAACAAGGCGGUCGCUGAGCGGGACUCGCUGGCUGCCAAUCCGUCCUCCUACUAUGCUUCCAACCCGUUGACCUCCUCCCCGGCCUCGUUCAUCCGCUCCAAGAUGGAGGACAUGCGUGGUGUGGAUCAUGAGCAGUCGCGCCGGGAGCGUGUUCGAAAGCUGGAGCUCCGCAUUGACGAGCUUACCCGUGAAGUGGACUCUGCCAAAACCACAUCGGAGAUGUUCGACGAGGAAGUGGUCCGGGAGGUUGCAGACUUUGAGCGCAUCAAAGCAGUUGAAUUCCGGGACACUCUGGGGGCUCUUGCUGAGAAGCAGAUCGAUUUCUACCAAGGCGUGCUGAACACAUGGGAGAGGUUUGUCGCCGAGAUGGACGGCGAUGAAGGUGAGGGAGGAGCCGGGCCAGAUACUCAGGAUGAUGGACGGUAAUUCAAAAGGGUGGGAUGGAUGAAACUGGACUUUUGUCACUGUUGUUUUAUUUGCUUUAGGGUGUCAUUUUUAUGAUAUUGGAGAAAACGGAGGGUGCAACGAAUGAUGAUGCUUAUUGCUUUUUUUUUUUUUUGUUUCUUGUUAAUGGCAGCCACUAUGGCCGAUCCAUACCCACAGUAAAUAUGAAUGCGCUUGUAUUUUCACCUAUUAUUAAGAAAUAUUCUUCUGGAUCAUCGAACAAGGUAUCAAGGUAUAUCAAUUUCACACAUCUCUACUCUGGUUUGGAUUUCCCCCCGGAUUGAAUCUCCACGCACUCAAAAUCCACUGGACUUGGCUCACUCUGCGGAUCGGAGAUGGCGGGGUCGUUGGCUCGGGUUUUGAGAUGUCGAGCGCGUUCCU